AUGAGCAUGGGUUGCGCUCCUAGUUAUCCCAUUACGAGAAGCCCCGUCGUUUAUGAGCCAAUCACGUAUUUUAAUAGAACGGGAACAAGGAAAUCACACGGCGAAAACGAGCUAAAAAAUACGGAAUUUCAAUCAAUUCAAGAGCAGUACUGGGGAAAACUUCUCAUGGAACGAAGAUUAUCAGCUAUGAACAGGAAAAAAUUUCAAGAAAUGGGUGAAAAAGAUUUCAGAUCGUUGAUAGAAGAAUUUCCAGAAUUUAAAGAAUCCGACAUAUCGGACUUACGAUUACAAUUUCAGACGUUUGAUUUAAACCAAGAUGGAAUAAUUGAUUUUAGAGAAUUAACGCAGGUCCUCGAUGACCUAGGGGAUAAGUCUGAGCCUGCCGUACGGGAACAGUAUUUCAGUGACAUUGAUAAAGAUGGAUCCGGUGCUAUUGAUUUUGAGGAGUUCUUAACGCUCAUUUAUCAGCUGCGAAAGACCAAUGCAGAUUUUCUCCGGUCAAGCGAGUUGGGUCAGAUAGGAAGCUUGUGCAAACGUGGCACAGACAAUAUUCAAAGAGUCAGAAAACUUAGUGUGGCUAAGCAAAUGCUCACGGGGCUGUUUUAGGGGAGACUUCCUAACAACAACGUGCAAAUUUCAAAACAUGAAUGACAAUGUGAUGCAGUUUACUUUGACUAUAGUUCAGAAUGAAUGAAAUGUUCUUGUUAAUGGUAAACAUUUCUAUGGUUUGAUUCAUUCCCCACGAUUCUCAUAGCUGUGUUUGUAUUACGAUGCGCGAAUUGUAUAUGAAGCGUUUUUCGGAGCUCCUUAAGGAACUUCUCUCAGUAAUCUUAAUAAAAAAAAUUUUCAGUAAACCAUGCGGUACUCUUUCUAAAUCCAUUCAAGAUUAACUCUUAAACUAUGGAAUGGACGCAAUUAAGGCAGCCAAACGGGGUGCGACGGUUUACUCGUAAUGCUAUCUAAUCUUGUUUCACAGGUGUACUAUGGAUAAUCAUAACUGCUGUCUGCUGGUAAGAAGGUUCUGUGCGUAAGAAAUUUUUGCAAUCUUUAUUGGAGA
Messenger RNA from Pocillopora damicornis (cauliflower coral), 1057 nucleotides. RefSeq names its product troponin C, skeletal muscle. Gene Ontology annotation, molecular function: calcium ion binding. The record is from RefSeq and is a predicted model, not a curated record. NCBI's taxonomy places the organism in Eukaryota, Metazoa, Cnidaria, Anthozoa, Scleractinia, Pocilloporidae.